Colletotrichum costaricense is the source of this 1374-nucleotide messenger RNA. RefSeq lists its product as uncharacterized. The transcript has a single exon. NCBI's taxonomy places the organism in Eukaryota, Fungi, Ascomycota, Sordariomycetes, Glomerellales, Glomerellaceae. The record is from RefSeq and is a predicted model, not a curated record. The coding region runs from base 1 to 1374 and encodes 457 amino acids.
AUGAUCAUCGGGCAACUAUUCCGACUGAAAAGUCCCAGGGACCCCGCGAAUAUUCGUGAAGUUCGCAAGCACCUUCUCCCCGCUCGCCUCGUUUGCCGACGAUGGAAUUCUAUUGCGACUGAACACCUGUAUCAACCCCUGGAGCUAGCACACACCGGAACCGUCAACGGCGACGAGACUGGGUUUGAAGGCUGGAACAAGACUCUCGAUAUCGAAGCCGCCAGGAAUGCUGCUGAACGCGUCAUCAUCCAGAGCUGCUCCGAGAAAUCAAGGCAAUUUGGGGACUGGGAAAACUGGAAGAAUGGAGAGUAUGAUGCUUUCACAUCAGCCAUUAAACGGAUCAAACAGUUGCCAAACAUCAGAGCUAUCGAACUGCACUUCAGCGAGAAAUGCAAAGGCCGGUGGUCCAAUCUUCACAACCCGUGGAACGACGUUGAGCCUAGCGAGACCCGACUAGACACACUCAAGGCAGUUUUCGAGGCCAUUCGGGAACGUGCAGUUCAGCCUAAUACCGAAGUCAGCACAAUUCAGUCCUUGACGAUUCGUAACCUCCAAAACAUCCCGCAUCAAGAAUUCGUCAACUCUGGUCUUUUCAAAGACGUCGCCAAGGACAUCGAUCGUCUUCACCUGUUGAUUACAGAUGAGUAUAAUGAACACGGCCCAGACCGCGACAUAUUCAUGGAAGAGCGCCUGGAGUUUGAGAGCCAUCUGCAGCGACAGUUUCUUCCUUGCUUCGCGGCCAAUCUCACCGCUCUGACCUUGAACUUCCACGAGUGUUGGGGCACCAUGCCGGGAUACUUCGACGGGGCAGGCCUAGUGUUCCCUCGCCUAAAGACGCUGAAUCUGGGAAACUUUGUCAUCAGCAACAACCGUCAUUUUGACUGGGUUCUCUCACAGAAAUCGCUUGAAACUUUGCGUCUGGACAGCUGUCAUAUUGUUUCUCACAUUCAGGUUGACACCGAGGAAACCAAGGAGUGGGAUCUUCACAGGGAAGAUUGGCAGCGUCUGUCCAAAGGCUCGUACGGCAUAUUUUAUGACAAUGCCGAACUCUACAGGUUCGAUGGCACGUGGGAGUCUACUUUCGAUAAGAUCCGGAACAACCUUCCCCACCUCAAGGACUUUCGCUUUGAUAGGCAGUCUUACAGACUUCACUUUCUCCAUCCUACGAGGAUCGGCACCGUGCUGCACCCGAGUCGAUACAUCAACUUCGACGCAGGAACCGGUCCUAGUCCAUGGUUGACUUCAGAUAGUGAGACUGGUGAGAUGUACUUUGGAGAUUACGAGUGUUCUAUAAACCGUUCCGAAGAAACAAAGCAGGGCGACGCCAGAGCGUUCAGAGAUCUUCUCAGUGCCUGCCAUGAGAGGCAUGAGUAG